Molecule: messenger RNA, 3654 nt
Organism: Rangifer tarandus platyrhynchus (Svalbard reindeer)
Lineage: Eukaryota; Metazoa; Chordata; Mammalia; Artiodactyla; Cervidae
Source: the annotation of a GenBank genome assembly
AUGCCGGGUCUGCUGAACCAGAUCACAGGGGCGGCCCUGCCCCUCACCGCGUCCGAGGUCACCUCCUUCGUCAGCGGUUACGCCCUGGGGCUCACCGCCUCCCUCACCUAUGGCAACCUGGAAGCCCAGCCCUUCCAGGGACUCUUUGUGUACCCCCUGGACGAGUACACCACGGUGAUCGGCUUUGAGGCGGUCAUCGCGGACCGUGUCGUGACGGUACAGAUCAAGGACAAAGCCAAAAUAGAGGGUGGCCACUUUGAGGCUACCGGCAUUCGAGCUGCGACUGUCACAGGUAAGAGGGUUGGAGGGGCUGAACCAUUCUGCAAACGUUCCAUUAUCCCAGGAAAGGUGGCUCUGGACGAGGAUUUGGAGCGGAUCCUCUUUGUGGUCAACCUGGGGACCAUCGCCCCGAUGGAGAACGUCACCGUGUUCGUCAGCACCUCCUCGGAGCUCCCGACGCUGCCCAGCGGGGCCGUGCGGGUCCUGCUGCCUGCUGUCUGUGCCCCGACCGUGCCCCAGUUCUGCACGGACAGCACCGGCGCCCCCAGCCAGCAGGUCCACGGCAGAGACAAGCACUGCUUUGGCAGCCGGGCCCUGGACUCCUGGAACAGACUGUGCCUGUCGACUCUCCUGGACACCGACGUGUCCAACCCCAUGGAAUACGAGUUCAACUUCCAGCUGGAGAUUCGUGGGCCCUGCCUGCUCGCAGGGGUAGAGAGUCCCACCCACGAGAUCCGAGCUGACGCCGCCCCGUCCGCAAGCUCGGCCGAGAGCGUCAUCGUCACCCUGGCCAACAGGCACACCUUCGACCGGCCCGUGGAGAUCCUCAUCCACCCCAGCGAGCCCCACAUGCCACAUGUCCUGAUGGAGAAAGGGGACAUGACCCUGGGGGAGUUCGACCAGCACCUGAAGGGAAGAGCAGAUUUCAUCAAAGGGAUGAAGAAGGACAGCAGUGCAGAGCGAAAGACAGAAAUCAUCCGGAAACGCCUCCACAAGGACAUCCCCCACCAUUCCGUCAUCAUGCUCAACUUCUGCCCCGACCUCCAAUCAGUCCAGCCGAACCUGAGGAAGACCCGUGGGGAGUUUAUCUUCCUCAUCGACAGGAGUGGCAGUAUGAAUGGGACCAACAUCCAAUGCGUCAAGGACGCCAUGCUGGUGGCUCUUAAGAGCCUCAUGCCAACCUGCCUCUUCAACGUCAUUGGGUUUGGAUCCACGUUUAAAACCCUCUUCCCUUCCAGUCAGACCUACAGUGAGGAGAACUUGGCCAUGGCCUGUGAUAACAUCCAGAAAAUGCGAGCUGACAUGGGUGGCACCAACAUCCUCUCCCCGCUCAAGUGGGUCAUCCGGCAGCCAGCGCUCCGAGGCUACCCGAGGCUUCUCUUCCUGAUCACGGAUGGUGCCGUCAACAACACCGGGAAGGUGCUGGAGCUGGUGCGAAAUCAUGCCUUCUCCACCAGGUGCUAUAGCUUUGGAAUUGGACCCAACGUCUGCCGCAGACUGGUGAAUGGGUUGGCAACUGUGUCCAACGGCAGUGCUGAGUUCCUGGAGGAAGGGGAGCGGCUGCAACCCAAGAUGGUCAAAUCCCUGAAGAAGGCUAUGGCCCCGGUCCUGAGUGAUGUGACUGUGGAAUGGGUCUUCCCCGAGACCACCGAGGUCCUGAUCUCACCUGUCAGCACCAGCUCCCUCUUUCCCGGAGAACGGCUGGUGGGAUAUGGCAUUGUAUGUGAUGCCUCUUUAUACAUCUCCAAUCCUAGAACUGACAAGAGAAGACGAUACAGCAUGCUGCCCUCUCAGGAGUCCCGCGGCUCUGUCUUCUCCCAAUCACAGGAUGAGGAGCCCAACCCAGACAGCGGGGACUGUGUCAGGAGCGUCGGGGCACCGCUCAACCCGAGACAGGCCAAAGACGCCCAGCCGUCCAGCGGAGACUCUGCCCCCAACCCUGGUCUAGGCCUCUCCCAGCGACGGCGGGCAUAUAGCACCAACCAGAUCACCAACCAUAAGCCCACCCCAAGGACCCUCACAGCCAGUGACCCCACAACGGCUACCAGGAGAUACCCACUGCGGAAAACCAAGCUGCAGGACCUCACCAACCAGACCAGCCUGGAUGCUCCGUGGUGGCAGAUUGAUUUGCAGCCCUUGCUGAACGGUGGCCCGGACCUGAGCCAGGGUCCCAAACUCCGGGGUCCAGGGGCCCGCAGGCCCUCUCUGCUGCCCCAAGGCUGCCAGCCCUUCCUACCCUCCAACCAGGAGACCCAGGCCUGGAGCCCCAUGAAAGAGUUGGAUCUUGGGUCCAACUUGAAGCCUGCCUCAGACAGCCGCAGCCCUGGGGACCUGGAGCCGUCCCAUCACCCCUCUGCCUUCGCGACGGAGACGUCCUCGGACUGGGAGCCCCUGGCCGAGUCCGAGGAGCGGGCCAGCCGCAGCAGGCCCGCCGCCCCAGGCCCCGUGCUGGGCAAGGCCGUGGUCAAGGGCCUGCAAGACAGCCAGCAUGUGCAGUGGGAAGUGAGCUUCGAGCUGGGGCCUCCCGGCCCGGAGAGGGGCGGCGCGCAAGAGCCCGACCUGUGGAGCGAGACCUUCCACCACCUGGCAGCACGCGCCAUCAUCCGGGAUUUCGAGCAGCUGGCGGAGCGAGAGGGUGAGAUUGAGCAAGGGACCAGCCGCCGCUACCAGGUGAAUGCCGUGCACGCCAGCAAGGCCUGCAACAUCAUCAGCAAGUACACAGCCUUCGUGCCCGUGGACAUAAACAAGAGCCGCUACCUGCCCACCGUGGUGGGGUACCCCAACUCCGGUGCUGCGUUGCGGAUGGUCAGCUCUCGGGUCCUGACUCGACAGUGGAAGGGCACUUCUGGUUUCGGGCGCUCCCAGACCAUGCUUGGAGAAGACUCAGCUGCAGGGGACAGCAAAUAUCAGAAUCUAAACCUGGAGGAAAGCGCCCCGGCGCCCUUUGGUGAGAACACGGCCCGCGACAAGCACGCUCCUCCUGAAGGUCCCCUGCGAGGUUUGACUACCAACACCCUUUCUUCCUUGAAGGCCUCAGACACUCUCUUUGGAUCCAGGCUGAGUCUCAACAAGUCUAGGCUGUUGACACGAGCGGCCAAGGGCUUCCUGGGCAAACCGCUGACCAAGACUCCAGACUCAGCCCCGGGGAACCAAAGCUCUGACUACAUCCCACUGGUGUCUCUGCAGCGGGCCUCCGGGGCCUUCCUGCUCAACCAAGCCUUCUGUGAGGCCGUCCGCGUCCCCAUGGAAAAGCUCAAGUGGACCUCGCCCUUCACCUACCACCGGGUGUCGCUCACCGCCCGCCAGCCCCCGAGCCCCCAGCCGUGCGCCAGCCCCACGCCCCUGCCCCCCUCCCAGGAGCCCCUGGCCGAGGGCAGGCCGGGCCAGGAGCCCAGGGCUGUGGCGGAGCACGUGGGGAAGCUGUGGGCCACUGUGGUGGCGCUGGCAUGGCUGGAGCACAGCUCCGCCUCCUACUUCGUUGAGUGGGAGCUGGUGGCCGCCAAGGCCAGCUCGUGGCUGGAGCAGCAGGAGGUGCCAGAGGGCCGCACGCAGGACACACUCAAGGCCGCCGCGCGCCAGCUCUUCGUGCUCCUGCGGCACUGGGACGAGAACCUGCAGUUCAAUAUGCUCUGCUAUAACCCGAAUGACGUGUAA